AUAUUAAUAUCUUAAAUCGUGGACUGUGAUUGAAAUUGUAGUCAGGAAUAUGAGGUGGUUGAAAUAUUGAAUCAUUGUCAAAAAAAUAAUAUAUGGCUAAUACUUAAUAAUAAAUGUAAAUUAAAUAAACAAUAGUUAACUUACUUAAAAUUUGAGCGUGUUGCAUCAUCGCUAGAAUUAGUAAUUACAACUAUUGCAGUUACAAAGAAGACAACCAAAUUACUCACCGAUACAGUUUACUUGUUGUAAGACGUACAAUAGUUUAUAUCAAGAUGAUGCGCUAUGAUGAAGGUGAACUCACAGACCAUAGGCCGUGUGCAGGCAUUAGAGCGGAUCUCAAGAUGUGUUUGUUGGAAUCAGACUGUUGUAAAAUAGAAAGAAAAUUGCCCAAAGACUGCUUGAAAGAGAAAAAAUGUCCACCAGAAUGUUUGGCAUUACAAAAUACAUUUUUUGAAUGCAAGAGAUCACUUUUGGACAACAGACAGCGAUUCAGAGGAAGAAAAGGCUACUAACAGUGUACAUGAUAAUAUAUAAAUUUCAAGAUGUGAAGACUCUCUGAUAUUUAUAUAUAUAUAUAUAUAUAUAUAUAUAUUGUAGUUAUUUUCAUUUCAGUUGUUAAAAAUAAAGUUAUUCAAAAUUAGUUUUUACACUUUAAUUUGUAUAGAUUUUAAUAACAAAACAUUUAAAAUAUUUUAAAUAUACAAGUUAUUAAAAAAUUAUAUUUUGUAUAAAUAAAUAAAUACAUAUAAAACAAUACA
This is a messenger RNA of Rhopalosiphum padi (bird cherry-oat aphid), 758 nucleotides long. Its product is annotated as cytochrome c oxidase assembly factor 5. The transcript has 4 exons. Gene Ontology annotation, biological process: mitochondrial respiratory chain complex IV assembly. Gene Ontology annotation, cellular component: mitochondrion. Bases 273 to 512 code for a protein of 79 amino acids. The record is from RefSeq and is a predicted model, not a curated record. NCBI's taxonomy places the organism in Eukaryota, Metazoa, Arthropoda, Insecta, Hemiptera, Aphididae.